Rhopilema esculentum is the source of this 5865-nucleotide messenger RNA. Lineage: Eukaryota; Metazoa; Cnidaria; Scyphozoa; Rhizostomeae; Rhizostomatidae. The record is from RefSeq and is a predicted model, not a curated record.
CUAUUGUAUAUUCUAACCAAUGGAAAAAUUGGAAAUUUUAAUUGCUUUUGGAAUGUAUCAGGACAUACAGGCCUGGCCAUUUGAAGAGAGCUAUUGCUCUUGCUCUGUAUUUGUAUUUGUUGCUACCUAGCAUCUGAAGGUAGUUUUUAAGGACACUGAGAAGCUAUGCUUAUCGAGCAGUGUCCUGGUCCUUCCUCUUGAUGUGACCACACUUCAUGAUUCCUAUGCCUGGAAUUACAGAGAGCUGGCAACUCUCCUCACUCUGGGUGAAAGUUUGGUCAUACCAGGUACUCAAGCUACGGACCCUUGGGUCUGUAGUCAGCACCUCUAACAACUGAGCCAUCCUCGCCUCUAACAACUGAGCUCACCUCCAGGCUUUCCUCAAAUACUGGAGGGGAGCUACAUAUUGCUCUCCUAAAGUGCUCUAAAAAAAGAAAUUAGCUCUCCUUGAAAUCAAUUUUUCCUUUGUUUCCAUUCUUAUUAAUCUAUAAAUAGCUCACCUGGAAGUUACUAGGAGAGCUGUUACUAGAAAGUUCUGUUUCCCUGCUAAGAGUCUUAUGGCCAGGCCUGGACAUAGUGCCUUUCAUAUUGUGGUUUCCUGAAACAGCACCUUCUCCUUUGUAAUUAAACUUUUACCCAGGAUAGGAACUUAACAUCAAACAGGUCUUUUAAACUCAGUUUCAUUAAUUCACCCUCUCAUUUCAUUUUGCUUUGUAGCCACAAGUCAAAUGAAAGUAGGUGUUUAACUUCAUGCGAGAAGUUUCCAUAAAACUGGUGUAUAUAUUUUUUACACCUUUGAGUGCCUAUAAUGAACAUGGAGGUGCAUCCUGGGUGCAACUAAGAUUAAUUAAGUAUCAUAAGAUCCUUCUAGUAUUUUCUUUGUGGUUUCCCUGAGUGCUUUAAAGGUUAUCCAUGGGGGCAAAUCAAUGUGUUCAUUCAAGUAAUCAUAGUACAAAUUAUUACAUAAAUGGGAACACGACUGUCUUUCUGGAUAUGUCUUAUUCUUUGAAAUUUUCCCCUGUCUACCGGUUUGCUUUUAUUCUCACAAAAUGCUUCAAGUGGAAAUUUUCAUUUUUUUAUAAACAUUUCAGAACAAUGUUAAAUCCUUGAAUUUUGAUUGAUUAAUUAAUGUUAUCCAUUCUAGAAGCUAAUGUUGUUGCUUGUUGCAGGUCAUUAUCUCAAAAUGUGCCCACAUAAAAUAUCUGAGCUUGGCAUGCAGCCCCUGUUUGACAGACGAAAUGUUUAAUUUUGAAAGCUUUGUCCAGAGUUGCAAAGAUGGAGAGAGAAUACUUAGCUCUUUAUCAAGAAUAGAUUUGUCUGGCUGUCAAGGAAUUUCAAGUAAAUCUGUGAGAAACCUUUUCUCUUUGUGUGGAUCAACAUUGGAAAGUGUGGAUAUUUCUUGGACCAAAGUUGAUUGUACAGCUUUGGUUUACUUGUCUGGAUUUAGUUUGUCAUCUGCUGUUUUCAUAGCAACACACGCGGAUGAGAAAAAUCUGCCAUGCUCUGUAGCUGAAUUAGAAGCUUCGCAAGAAUUUGAGUUCCAAAUGAUAAAAGAGAUGAACAAAAGUGAUUCUAUUAAUUCUAACUCACAAAGAUUAUCAGAGAUGUUUUUGGUACCAACAGAGAAGGAUAACAAUAUUGCCAGUGGAGGUGACCUAGCCCAGAAAACAGAAUCCAUUGUUGCUGAGAUUGUAACAAAGGAAAAUGGCACAUUUUCUUCUUUUUGUGAAAGCAUAAAUCCAGGAGCAGAUCAUUUCGAGCAAGAAAAUCAUCCAUGUGUAUUAAAAGAUGGGUUUUUGAAGCAAUGUAUCUUUUCCUAUUCAUCUCAAGAUAACCACUAUGCUGACACAACAUCAUCUGCCUGCAAAUGCCAAUUGCCUCAGCCUCACAAAAAUGGAUAUCAAGGAAAACUUGCUAACACAUAUCAUUGCUCUAUUUGCAAUUUAGAAGGAAGAAAUGGGCUUCGACGGGCCCACUCAUUUAGUUGUAUUUCAGAAGAUAUUCAGAAAACAGAAAAUAAGACAGCCUCCACUUUGUUUUCUAAUCCAGAACAUUAUUAUGAUAAAUAUAGAAAACAUGUAGGAAUAUUGGCUUCAACCAAUAAUUCAACAUUUAAUAUUAAAACUAAAACUGUGGCUGCAAAGCCUAGAUGGAGUGAUACAGAAACCUACCACCACAGCAGUAGAAUAAACAAUUUUGUUUCAGAGGCUUUAGGUACUUCAAACACAUAUACCACAUGGAAUGAUUUGUCAAACGAAUACGAGAAAACGUAUUCAAAGAUAGUUAAAGAAAGCUCAACUGGUUUCGAAGGAGAAGUCAGUUCAAAUUGUAAGAAUUUUUUUGGAAAUGAUCCCAAAGAAUAUAGUGUUGUUCAUGGCACCCAAAAAAGCAAAUUACCAGACUUGUCAGAGGUUGCUUUUCUGUGUCCAAACAAGGUUGCCCCUUUUGUUUUUCCUGAUGUUGCUAAUAAUAUUGGAAAUAGUGCCAAGUCGUUUACUUCAUCUGAAUCUUUUUACCAAAAUAACCAAGAUAGGAUGAAAACUCUGAGUAAAUCGAUUCAAAUUUCAGCACACGAUCUCAACUUAGAUGCAACAAGAGUCAUGCAAAAAUCUGUUAUCUCUUCUGAACAAAAGUAUGGAAGUGAAAUUGACAAAUCUGAGAUUGAGGCUAAAUUGUCAGCAGCAGUUGAGUUUUAUAAACCAAGACAGAUGCUUGUAAGCCAUAUAACAGAACUUGAUAUAUCACAGAUCUCCUUUUAUGAUUCAGAUGUUGGCAAGGACUGCAUCAAAAUGUUUGUUCAUUCUAAUCAUUCAUUGACCUCAUUGUGCAUUUCAUGGACAGGACUUACUGACGCGAUUUUGGAAGAAAUUGCCAGAAAUGAACCAAGGCUGAUUAAACUUGGUCUGCCAGAGUGUGAAUGCUUGUCAAAUUCGGGUAUUAUUGCUGUUGGACUGUACUGUAAAAAUCUACAAAUCUUGGAUCUCCAGGGAGUUCCAUUCAUAAGUGACAGAGGACUUCUUGAUGUUCUUUCAUCAGGGCUACUCGAAGAGCUGACAUUAGCAGAAUGUGCAAUUACAGAUACAACAUUAAGAAAUAUUGCCAAUUAUUGCAGCCUGACGAUUACACGGCUCGACUUAUCCUGGUGUGAAAACAUUACAGAUGAAAGCCUGUGCGAUUUGGUUAAUUCGUGCCCAAAGUUGGAAUAUCUUAAUGUAAGGCAGUGUGAAAUAUCCACAAAGACCAUAGCAGCUUUGCCUUGCAUCAGUGGAAAGUUGACACAUCUUGGUCUUUGUAGCAUUAAAGACUUAACUGAUUCACAAGCAGUGCCUAUGGUUAGGAGUUUGCGAAACUUGACAUUUGUUGAUCUAAGCUGGAACUGCAUGUUAACAGAUGACACAAUAUCAACACUCCUGGGGUCUUGUCCAAUGCUCAAUGAAGCUGUGCUGGCUGGCCUAAAGCGGAUAACUUCAAAGCCAUUCUUGCCAAUUAUCUCAGAUCGAACUGAAUGGCGCAGCUGCCUUAAGGCGAUAAGAAGUCGCAUAAGAAGAAGCAACUAUGCUGCUAAGAAAGGCGUUUCUGUUUCAGAUGAGGUGUUGGACAAUUCAUUCUACCUACCAUAUAGGUCAUUGCAUUAUGCACCAAAUUUAUGCAAGCUUGGUUUAUCAUUCAGUGACAAAGUUAAUGACACUCACUUGGCUGAGAUUGUGUCCGUGUGCAGAGGGUCCCUGGCCGUAGAGGACUACUAUGCAAUGCCCAUUAAACCCAUGUGGGAUUUUUUAAUAUCCUAGAACAGAUGAGCAUAUCUAAAUCUGCGCUUUCAUGAAAUUGAUUUCAUCAGGGAACAUACCAAAAUAAAUAUUACAAUGGACCCAUCAGAACUUUUUCAGAUAAAGCUGCCAGCCAUUGCAGAAAUUCAGGCUUUCAUUUGGAGGGGGGCUCAGGCCCACAAUUUUCUUAUAAUAGAACAUAUUGGAUAGGCUUUCUGCAUGCUAAAUUUUUGUCAAUUAUCUGACAAAAGCCCAAAUUUUCUGAUGAGAACACUGAUUAAGGGAGGCUGAUGCUCCCCAUAAUUUCCAUCACUGAUUGUCAGUCCCUCUGAAAUGGUAUUACCUAGAAAGUAGCUCCAUCUGGUACCAUUCUGUAAAGCUCUUAUGUAGAUGGGUGGAGCCUGGAGCCCCUUUUGCAAAAUAAUUUCACAACACUUCCAGACCAAACCAACAGACCAAACUGUUCCUAAAUUUUUGCAUAAAUACAGCCUGAUUUUUAUUCCAGAUCAAUUAUUUUAAUAAAGUUUCAACAUUUAGUAAAUUCAAUAAUGCAAAUAUUUUAAUAUGUGCAGAGAUAAUUACAUCAUAUUCUACAUUUUUGGUACCUGAUUAUUGUAAAUAAAAUUGCAGAUAACUUUUGCACCCAUGAUGUACAGUCAGUGUAGCAGUUUAUGUUAUUAUUCUACAAAACUGUCCUUCCUUGUAACAGUUUCUGCACUUACAUUGCCAUCAUGGACUUCUGUUAAAGUUUCAUAACCUUUGAGAAGUUUGGGCAUUGAUUUGUUAAUACACUCAUUUUUCUCUCGAGGAGUUUUCUUUUCUAAACUUAUAUAAAUUUCUUUUUCAGAACUAUCACUUUUUGUUAAGUCUUUGGACCCUGAAGAAGUUGAAAAUGAUUUAUCAGCUUCAGCCUGUCCUUUCAGAAGGUCAUAUGAACCAGAACUGCCAUUAACAACAGGAAUUUUCUCUUUUACACUAGCUUUUGCCUUUGGAAGCCAACUACUGAAUUUGUCAUGAAGAUAGGCCCCAAAAUCAAGAGGAUUUUCUUCCUCUAAAUGCCUUCGGCCAUGUCUUUGUUGAUAUUUAGGUGAAGUACAGUCCUCUAAAACCUUGGAAACCUCUCUUGGUGAAUGAUACCUCUUUACUUUGACACUCUUCAUGCCUAUGUUUUUCUCUUCCUUCUCUUUCUCUUUUACAUUGCUCUCCAAAAACACUGCCCUUUUUCUUGGAUCUUGAGGUUUUGACUGAAAGCCAUCAGUAAAUAUUUCUCUUCUUUGCUUUGUACUUUUUAACAAUGAUUUAUUCCCAUGCUUGUCAGAGGAAUGUUCUGGGCUCAUCAUCUUCAAUACUGACAGAUAAUCCUCAAGUUUCACUUUCAUUUGUUCCCCCUUUUUUGUUCCCUUUUCAUUAUGCUUUAUCGCAUCCUUGUUGUGUCCCCAAAGUUCAGAGGCAUGAGGUGGAUUGACUAAUCCUAUAUAAUCUUUUUGUUUCACUUUCCUUCGUUUCUGUUUAUUGUCCAUUGCCAUAUUUCUUUUCAACUAAUCUCAAUUUUCCUGCAAGAAAUUAUAAGAGAGCCCCAGUGAACAAACAAUACAUUCUUGUCAAUUUGAAGAUACUUUGAAAAACACAGGAAAUAUAAGCAGUCCUUUUCGUGAGCAAAAUUACGCGUGUGUGGCAAAUCGCACAUGUAAACAAAUUUGCGCGUGCGAUCGCACUUGUCAGAAAAUUUGAAGUACAAACCUGAUAAAAUUGGUAAAAGGAGCAAGAAGGAACAAGCCACUCGAAUACGUGCAAGAGCAAAACUCAAUUAAUCAAUACAUAACAUAUUUUGUUGCCCUUAGCAGCCAUCUUUUAAAAGUCGUCGUAACUCUCCAAAGUUACAAGAGCAAGUAAAAAUUGUUUCCAACAGCUACUUGCUUUCAGGGCCUAAUUACGUUUUGACAGGAAAUCAGUUAUUACACUUAACAUGCUAAUGGCGACUUAGCUGAAAGACGAGACGCUAAGUUGAAUGGAGCACUCAGUCAAAAGCCAAACAUCACUUCCGAAAAUUGGAAAAAUCAUAUUGUGGUCAAAAGUGCGAAUCAAGUAACAAGGGAAA